AUGAGCAUCGAUGUGGAGAUGAACAAGACCGAGACGUUGGAGGACGCCAUGACGCUGGCGCGUGCCUUCGAGCGCUGCAACCAGGUGGUCGACGAGGGCGCUCACUCCCUAGUGCGCGUGUCGCGCCCCUCCUCCCGCACUGGUUCGUUCUCCUCAGCCCCGGCCAAGCCUCCUGCUACUCCACCAGCCUCUUCUAUGGCGUCUUCAACACCAAGCGCUCCUGUCAAGCCUGCGGCGCCACCGGGCGCCCGUUUCACGCACCUCUCUCCGGAGGAGAUGGCGCAGUGGCGCCUCGAGGGGCUGUGUUUCAACUGUCCAGAGAAGUUUUCAAGGGAACACGCCAAGAAAUGCUCGAUGAAGGGCAUCUACUGGAUGGAGCUGGAUGACGCCGCCGCCGCUUCGGACGGCUCAGGGGAAGACGAGCCGUCCAUCUCCCUCAACGCCAUUACAGGCAUCCAGACGAGCUCCACCUUGCAGCUUGCCACCGUUGUCCAGGCUGUGGGCCUCACGGCCUUGGUGGAUUCGGGGUCCACUCACUCGUUCAUCGCCGCGGACACUGCCGCCCUGCUUGGGCUCACUCCAGAGGCGCGGCCGGGCCUCACUGUCGGCGUCGCCAACGGAGACCGCGUUCCUUCCGCUGGCGUAUGCCGAAACGUCAUCGUCCACAUCGGCCAGGAGGAGUUCUACGUCAACCUGUUCGUCAUCCCGCUCGGCGGCUAUGAGCUCGUCCUGUGGUGCGACUGGCUUCGCACCUUGGGGCCCAUCCUCUGGGACUUCACACGGCUGUCCAUGGCUUUCUGGCGCCAGGACCAUCGCGUCAAGUGGUUCGGGGUCAAUGGCCGGCCUUCCCCACGGCUAGCUGUCACUCAGUCAUCGGAUCUGCUUGGGCUACUAUUGGAGGAGUUUGCUGAUUUAUUCUCCAUGCCGUCAGGGCUGCCGCCGCCGCGAGCCUUCGACCACCGCAUUCAUCUUCUUCCAGGUACUUCUCCAGUGGCGGUGCGCCCCUAUCGCUAUCCGCAACUUUUGAAGGAUGAGAUUGAGGCCCAAUGCCAGGCCAUGCUCGAGCAAGGGAUCAUCCGCCCCAGCACGUCAGCGUUCUCCUCGCCAGUGCUUUUGGUGCGCAAGGGGGACGGCACGUGGCGCUUCUGUGUUGACUACCGCGCCCUCAACCUCAAAACCGUCCGCGACAAGUUUCCAAUUCCGGUGGUGGAGGAGCUCCUGAAUGAGCUCAAGGGCGCUAUUUUCUUCACCAAGCUCGACCUUCGCAGUGGCUAUCACCAAGUGCGGAUGCACCCCGACGAUGUGGCGAAGACGGAGUUUCGAACCCACCACGGCCACUUCGAGUUCCUGGUCAUGCCGUUUGGCCUCACCAAUGCGCCGUCCACGUUCCAGGCACUGAUGAACGAGGUUCUUUGUCCGUUCCUCCGCCGCUGCAUUCUCGUCUUCUUCGACGACAUCCUGAUUUACAGCAGCUCCUGGACCGAGCACCUGCAGCAUGUUCGCGCCGUGUUCUCCGUCCUCCGCGAGCACGACCUCGUCCUCAAGCGAUCCAAGUGCCUCUUUGGGGAACGUCGGGUGCAUUAUUUGGGACAUGUCAUUGUCGACGACGCCGUGGCCAUGGAUACUGAAAAAAUUGCGGCUGUCCAAUCUUGGCCCUGUCCUCGGUCUGUCAAGGUGCCGCGGGGAUUUCUUGGGCUCACCGGGUACUAUCGCCGGUUCAUCGCCAACUACAGCCUCAUUGCUGCCCCGUUAACAGCGCUUCUGAAGAGGGAUGCCUUUGUGUGGAGUUCAGAGGCAACGACAGCUUUUGAGGCACUCAAGGCCGCCCUCACAACAUGUCCUGUACUGUAG
Messenger RNA from Setaria italica (foxtail millet), 1851 nucleotides. RefSeq lists its product as uncharacterized. Gene Ontology annotation, molecular function: aspartic-type endopeptidase activity. The record is from RefSeq and is a predicted model, not a curated record. Gene Ontology annotation, biological process: proteolysis. The coding region runs from base 1 to 1851 and encodes 616 amino acids. Lineage: Eukaryota; Viridiplantae; Streptophyta; Magnoliopsida; Poales; Poaceae. The transcript has a single exon.